GCCUCUUCCGGCCUCGCUCUCCUCAUGUGAAUUACCACAUCAACCCUUAGAAACAGCAACUGAUUAAGCCGGACCACCUGGCUCACAGAGAAUUUGCUUUUCUCUCCUCCUGAAAUCAGACCUUACAGAACACUGAACCAAUCCUUUGUCCCAGCUUCUGGGAAGCCAGGAGGAGCUAAUGCAGCAACUAAGGAUUUCAUGUAUUACUCUUUCCAAGGAAGCUUCGAUGCUGACAUGAUUUUCUGCAUAAUCAUCCAUUUAAUUAUUUGAGAGAUUUCAAGAAAUACUUAUGGAGAGCCAUUUCCUGCCAGGCACUGUUAAAGGCAUCAGGGCCAGUGGACGGGGGCAGUUGUACUUGGCGUGAUGGGCUGAAGUGGGAUGGAAUGCAGAGGCCUGGGAGUAGGGGGUCAGGAGGCCCAGAAUGUGCAUGCCUUCUGGGCGGAGACCUGAAGGAAGGGAGAGUCUGAGCUCUGUGGUUUUUGAGAAAUAUUUUUGGCAGGGGAAUGGAGAAAGGACGUCAAAGUGCAGUGCAGGGGGCCUGGUGGAGGCCAGUGGGGCAGAGAGCCGUGAGGCGCAGGCCAGGCGACUCAGCCAGAGAGAUCUGCUUUGCUAAGGCAUGGAGGCAGAAGAUGUUUCAAGGGCUGAAGACAGAGCUGAGUGUCCAGGUUCCAAAAAUGAAGGCCAGCCUGAUGUUGCUCAGCCUGACUUCCCACAUGGAGGCCAGUCUCCUGGUCCCACUGCUCUCUGGGAGAUGCUAGAAAGGAAGUUUCUGGAAUAUCAGAAGUUGGCUCACGGAAGCCCGGCUGAACAUCAGCAGAGCCUGUUGAAUCUUCUCCCACUGUUCCUAAAGGCCUGGGAAAACUCUGUGGGGAUCAUCUCCUUUCCUAGUCUCCAAAGCCUAGCAGAAGAUAUUUCUAACCAGCUUGCCCAAGAAAUACAGAAGGCACUUGUGGGAAAGCCUGCAGAGCAAGCGAGGGAGGCAGCGGGGCAGUUGCUGCGGUGGAAAGGGGACGUGGAUCAGGAUGGCUACCUGCUCCUGAAGUCGGUGUAUGUGCUCACGGGGACAAACUCGGAGACGCUGGGCAGAGUCGCUGCAUCCGGGCUUCCAGCCCUGCUCCUGAAGUGCCUUUACCUCUUCUUUGUCUUUCCUCUGGAAAAGGAGGAGGUUUUAGAGAAUGAUGUUCAAGUUCAGAGGAUGUUUGUGCAGAUGUUGCUGAACAUUUGCAGUGAGUCUCAGGGGCUGGAGAGACUUCUGUCAGGAAAUGAGCUCCAAUCUCUAGUGAUUGCCACUACCUGUCUUUGGGAGCACAGCUGCUGCUUUUGGAAGGAGCCCACCUUCUGUGUGCUGAGGGCAAUCUCCAAGGCCCAGCACCUUGGCAUCAUUGAAUACCUGCAGGCCAUGGAUUGCAUCAAACUCUCCCUUCAGAAUCUCUCCAAGCUUGCAGACAUGCUCCCUGCUCCCAAGGUGAGCGAGUCAGUGAGCCUCAUCUUGGGCUUUGUGAAGGACUCCUAUCCCGUCUCUUCGGCUCUGUUCCUAGAGUUUGAGAAUGGGGAGGGCUACCCUCUUCUCCUCAAAGUGCUACUUCGGUACGAUGCACUGGCACAGAGCGAAGUGGAUCCCCACUUGGAGGAGCUCCUCGAGCUGCUGGUGUGGCUGACGACCUGCGGGAGGUCAGAGCUGAAGGUGUUUGAUAGCAUCACCUACCCUCAGCUGGAAGGCUUCAAGUUCCAUCAUGAGGCUUCUGGGGUGACCGUUAAGAAUCUUCAGGCCUUCCAAGUCCUACAGAAUGUUUUCCAAAAAGCCAGCAACCCUGUCCUCUGCACCAAGGUCCUGUCAGCCAUCAGGGCCAUGUGGGUCUGGAACGCCCGCAACUUCUUCCUGCUGGAGUGGACCCUGCAGCCCAUCUCGCAGUUCGUGGAGAUUGUGCCCCUGAAGCCGGCCCCGGUGCAAAAGCAAUUCUUCCAGCUGCUGGAGGCCCUGGUGUUCGAGCUGCAUUAUGUGCCCCAUGAAAUCCUGCGGAAGGUGCAGUGCUUGAUCAAGGAGAGCCCCGAGUCACCCUGCGCCCUCGUGGCCCUGCAGAGUGUCCUCAGGAUAGCCGGCAGGGACUUGCUUUUCACCGACAUCUUCCGGGACUCGGGUCUCCUGGGUCUGCUGCUGGCCCAGCUGCGGAAGCGGGCCAAGAUCCUGAGGAAGUCAGGAAACAAAGAGCCCACACUUGGUGUUCAGGAUCCAGAGAGAGAACUGACCUGUGUGAUGCUGAGAACUGUAGUCACACUUCUGAGAGGCUCAGUUCGGAAUGCAGUUGUACUGAAAGACCACGGCAUGGUGCCCUUCAUCAAGAUCUUCCUGGACGUUGAGUGGUACCGAGAGGCCUCACUCAGCAUCUUGGAGCAGCUCUCCGUCAUCAACGCUGAGGAGUAUAUGAGCAUCAUUGUGGGCGCUUUGUGCUCAUCGACUCAAGGGGAGCUGGAGCUGAAACUGGAUCUUCUGCAGUCUCUACUCAGGAUCCUGGACACCCCCAAAGGCCGUGCUGCUUUCAGAGUGUCCAGUGGGUUCAAUGGACUCCUGUCCCUGCUCUCUGACCUGGAGGGGUCUCUCCAGGAGCCCCCGCUGCAGGCGUGGGGGAUGGUGUCCCCCAGCCAGACCCUGGACCUGGUCCUGCACACCCUCUGUGCCUUGUCUGCGGCAUUGCACCUGGACCCUGUCAACAGCGACUUCUUCAAGAAGAAUGGGCUUUUUGAGAAGCUGGCCGAGGACCUCUGUUUGCUGGGAUGUUUCGGGGCGCAGGAGGAAGAGGGAGCCCCUCUGCACUCGGAGGCAGACACAAAGGCCAGGCCUUUUGCUGACUUGCUGAGUGCGGCCUUUGCCUCUGCCAGCCCAUUCCCACCCAAGAUACAGAGCUGCCUCCAGAUCCUCAGCUUUCUGGACAGCAUGGCCGGUGGCACCCUCCACCUGCGCAGAGACCUGAAGGAGCCCCCGAGGGCUGGGCAAGACCCAGCUCCGCAUGCCCAGAAGGAAGACGCCGGCAGUGACCCCCAAGGCAACUUUAAGCUGUGGCCAGACCUGGAGGAGAGGAUGGAUGAAGGGGACGCUGUGAUCAUACACCCCGGGGUCCUGUGCAUCAUGGUGAGACUGCUGCCUCGGUUGUACCAUGAAGACCACCCCCAGCUUUCCCAGGAGAUCCAGUGCUCCAUGGCCAGUCAUAUCCAGUCCCUGGUGAAAUCGGAGAAGAACCGUCAGGUCAUGUGUGAGGCGGGGAUGCUUAGGACCCUCGUGGCCUCCUGCCGCAGGGCCCUGACCACCAGCACCAGCCCCUUGCACUCAGGCCUCAUCAGGAUUUUUGAAAAACUUGCCUCCCAAGCCAUCGAACCAGACGUGUUAAGACAGUUUCUAGGUCUUGGAGUUCCCCCACCUCCAUCAGCUGCAACGAAAAUCCUCCAUUCAUCUUGUGUCCAUGGAGGGGACUCUGGAGGCUCAGGGUCCCAGGCUGCAGAAGCAGGGACUGCUGAGGGUCCCGGAGGAGCUGCCCCAGGGGCCGACCCUUGCUCAGCAGUCACACAGGCCCUCAGAUCCUCGAGGACGUCCCAGGGCUCAACCACUGCCCUUCAGACUUCACUCAGCCUCAUCUCCAUGACCUCCCCGCGCAACCUGCAGCCUCAGAAGGCGGCCCUGGCUCCAUCAUUUGUGGAAUUUGACAUGUCCGUGGAAGGCUAUGGCUGUUUGUUUAUUCCGACUGUGUCUACAGUUAUGGGAACCAGCACAGAGUAUCUGGUCUCCGGAGGGAUCGGGACAGGUGCUGCCAGAUCGUUCCCUCCACUUGGUGGCCUGACCUUCUCCUGCUGGUUCCUGAUCAGCAGGCACAGCACAGUCACUGAGGGCCACCCUCUGCGCUUCCUAACCUUGGUGCGUCACCUGGCCAGGACUGAGCAACCCUUCAUCUGCUUCUCUGUCAGCCUGUGCCCGGACGACCUCUCCUUAGUUGUGUCUACAGAAGAGAAAGAAUUUCAGUCCCUGGACAUCAUGGAACCCGAGGAUGAUCCUGAGCCUUCUGCUGGACGCCAGCUUCGGGUCAGGUGUGGCCAGCUGCUGACUUGUGGUCAGUGGCACCACCUGGCUGUGGUUGUCACCAAGGAAAUGAAAAGGAAUUGUACUGUUUCCACCUAUCUGGAUGGACAGAUCGUUGGCUCAGCCAAGAUGUUGUACAUCCAGGCCUUGCCAGGGCCUUUCCUUUCAAUGGAUCCAUCUUCAUUUGUGGAUGUUUAUGGAUAUAUCUCUACCCCUCGAGUUUGGAAACAAAAGUCAUCGUUAAUAUGGCGUCUUGGCCCUACAUACCUCUUUGAAGAAGCCAUCUCAGUGGACACUCUGGAAGUUAUUAACAAACUUGGCCCAAGAUACUGUGGUAACUUCCAAGCUGUGCAUGCCCAAGGAGAGGACCUUGAUACAGAAGCGACGCCCCUGGUUGCAGAGGAAAGGGUUUCCUUUGGCCUUCACAUAGCCAGCUCCUCCAUCACCAGUGUUACGGACAUCAGAAACACUUACAAUGAGGUGGACAGCCGCCUGAUUGCCAAGGAGAUGAACAUUUCAUCCCGUGACAAUGCCAUGCCUGUGUUCUUGCUAAGAAAUUGUGCUGGGCACCUGUCAGGUUCUCUUCGAACCGUUGGAGCUGUGGCUGUGGGCCAAUUAGGUGUAAGGGUGUUCCACUCCAUCCCAGCAGCCAGCAGUCUGGACUUCAUUGGUGGGCCCGCCAUCCUCCUGGGCCUCAUUUCCUUAGCAACGGAUGACCACACCAUGUAUGCGGCCGUGAAAGUCCUGCACUCUGUCCUGACCAGCAAUGCCAUGUGUGACCGUCUGAUGCAGCACAUCUCUGGGUACCAGAUAAUGGCUUUCCUCCUGAGGAAAAAGACCUCUCUCCUAAACCAGCGAAGUUUUCAGCUCAUCCUCUCCAUUGCCGGCACUGCAGAACUGGGCUUCGGCUCCUCUCUGGUCACCAAUGUUGGUGUCUUUCAACACAUCCUCUGCAAUUUUGAGCUCUGGAUGAAUUCUGCAGACAACCUGGAGCUCUCCCUCUUUUCCCAUUUUGUGGAAAUCCUUCGAUCACCAAGGGAAGGACCCCGGAAUGCUGAAGUUGCUCACCAGGCACAGCUUAUACCCAAGCUCGUCUUCCUCUUCAAUGAGCCGGGCCUCACCUUCUCCAAGAUCCCCACCAUCAUUGCCAUCCUAGGCUGUCAGCUGAGGGGCCACUUCAGCAUCCAGGACUUGCUCAGAAUUGGGCUGUUUGUUGUCUACACCCUCAAGCCUUCUUCGGUGAAUGAGAGGCAGAUCUGCGUGGAUGGAGGCCUGGACUCCUCAGUGUCUGCUGGAAGCCAAACAUCUGGAAAGACAAUCUGGCUCAGAAACCAGUUGCUGGAGAUGCUGUUCAGUGUAAUAUCUUCUUCCCAACUUCAUCUGUCCUCUGAGACAAAGGAAGAGAUGUUUUUGAACCUGGGGCCUGACUGGUUCCUGCUCCUUGUACAGGGCCACGUGCAUCCAAGCACCACAGUGCUGGGGUUGAAGCUUCUGCUGCACUUUUUGGCAAGCCCCUCCCUCCGCGGGCGAUUUAAAGAAGGCCUGUCUGGGGGAUCCUGGGUGGAGCGCAGCUUCGAGGGAGUAGACAUUGUGAUAGAUAACCUGAAGAGCCACCCUGCCAUGCCUGACCAGAGCCCCUGCCUGCUUCCUGGGUUCCGCGUCUUGAAAGACUUUCUGGGCCACCAUGUGCAUAUUCCAGAAGUCUAUCUCAUUGUGUCCACCUUCUUCCUGCAGACGCCACUUACAGAGCUGACGGACGGGCCCAAAGACAGCCUGGAUGCCAUGCUUCAGUGGCUCCUGCAGAAGCACUACAGUGAAGAAGUCCUCCGGGUUGGGCUGUGCACCGAAGGUGCCCUGCUGCUUCUGGAAAUGCUGAAAGCCACCAUGAGCCAGCCCUCAGCAGGCUCUGGAGAUGAUGCCUGGGAACAGACCUUCCCUGCCAGCGUGCUGCACUUCCUUGGCCUUGUGCACAGCACCUACCCCCAGGACCCUUCCUGGCGGGCCCCGGAGUUCCUCCAGACGUUGGCUGCUGUCACCUUCCCUCUGGGAACCCACAAGGAGCCCAUGACUCAGCCUGCCCAGAACGCCAGCAACCCCGGGGUUGCGACUGAAGGCGACGGCAUUGCAGAGGGCCUACAGGCUCCUGCCAAGUCACAUCCCGCCCGGAAGCAGCUGAGGGAUUUCACGCAGCUGCUCUUGAGGGAGCUCUUGCUGGUGGCCUCCAAUCCCAAGCAGUGGCUGCCAUUGGAAGUGCUCCUGGAGGCUUCUCCAGACAAUGCCACCAGCCAACAGAAACGGGAUUUCCAAUCUGAGGUCCUGCUUUCCACCAUGGAAAUAUUUCACACGACGAGUGGAGGCAACAUGCCCAUGCUCAGAGGCAGUAAAGAGCCUCAGCCGAAUGCAGAAGCUGCUUUGACUCCUUCACUCUCGAGCAUCUCCUACUUCACCCAGAAGCUGGUAGAGAAACUAUACAGUGGGAUGUUCUCAGCUGACCCCCGACACAUUCUUCUCUUCGUCAUAGACCACAUCAUGUUGGUCAUCGAGAAUGCCUCUUCUCCAAGGGAUGCUAUCAUCAGUGCUUUGUACAGCAGUUUAAAUAAAGUCAUUCUUUACUGCCUGUCCAAGCCCCAGCAAUCACUCUCCGAAUGCCUUAGUCUUCUCAGCAUCUUGGGCUUCCUACAGGAACACUGGGACAUUAUCUUUGCCACCUAUAAUUCCAACACCAGCUUCCUCCUGUGUCUCAUGUAUUGUUUUUUGCUGCUCAAUGAGAGAAGUUAUCCAGAAGGAUUUGGACUGGAACCCAAGCCUAGAAUGACUCCUUAUCAUCAAGUCUUUCUUUCUCCAAAUGAAGAAGUAAGAGAAAAAGGAGAGGAAGACUUCCCAAGUUUGAAUGAUGUCCAGCACAACAUCCAAAAGACAGUGCGGACCCUGUGGCAGCAGCUCGUGGCACAGAGGCGGCAGGAGCUGGAGGACACCUUCAAGAUUGAUCUCUCUGUGAAACCUGGAGACAGAGAAGUGAAGAUUGAAGAGAUUACCCCACUCUGGGAGGAGACGAUGCUCAAGGCCUGGCAGCAUUACUUAGCAUCUGAGAAGAAGUCGCUGGCCAGCCGCUCGAAUGUGGGACAUCCGAGCAAGGUCUCCUCGUGGAGUGGCAGCUUGUCUUCAGCAAUGAGGCUGAUGCCCGGGAGGCAGGCCAAGGACCCUGAGUGCAAGACAGAGGAUUUCGUGUCGUGUAUCGAGAACUACAGAAGAAGAGGACAGGAACUAUAUGCAUCUUUAUACAAAGAUCAUGUCCAGAGACGGAGAUGUAACAACAUCAAGGCGGCCAACGCCUGGGCCAAGAUUCAGGAGCAGCUUUUUGGGGAGCUGGGCUUGUGGGGCCAAACGACAGAAGCCACACUUUGCUCCAGGUGGGAACUGGACUGGAGAGAGGGACCAGCUCGCAUGAGGAAACGUGUGAAACGCUUGUCUCCGCUGGAAGCCCUGAGUCCAGAAAGGCUCAAGGAAAAUCAAGACAGAAACAGCAACGUGUCUCAAACAAAUGUUGAAAGCCAAGAUGAGCUGACAUCAGAGGAAGCUGAGAUCAAGACAGACGAGGUAGCGGUGGACUGCACUCAGCUUACCUUCUUCCCUGCCCUACACGAAAGUCUGCACUCUGAAGAUUUCUUGGAACUGUGCCGGGAAAGACAAGUUAUUUUACAAGAGCUUCUCGAUCAUGAAAAGGUGACACAGAAGUACUCCCUGGUGAUCGUGCAGGGCCACCUGGUCUCCGAAGGGAUCCUGCUUUUUGGCCAUCAGCACUUCUACAUCUGUGAGAACUUCACGCUGUCCCCUGUGGGUGAUGUCUACUGUACCCGCCACUGCUUAUCCAACAUCAGCGAUCCAUUCAUUUUCAACAUGUGCAGCAAAGACAGGUCCUCCGACCACUACUCGUGCCAGAGACAUAGCUAUGGGGACCUCAGGGAGCUCCGGCAGGCACGCUUCCUCCUGCAGGACAUUGCCCUGGAGCUCUUUUUCCAAAAUGGAUAUUCCAAGUUUCUUGUCUUUCACAACAGCGAUCGGAGUAAGGUCUUCAAAAGCUUCUGCUCUUUCCAGCCCAGCUUGAAAGGGAAAGGCAUCACGGAGGAGCCUCUCAAUCUAAGGCGAUACCCCGGCUCUGACAGGACCAUGCUACAGAGGUGGCAGAAAAGGGACAUCAGCAAUUUUGAGUAUCUCAUGCACCUCAACACCAUGGCUGGAAGGACCUACAAUGACUAUAUGCAGUAUCCCGUGUUUCCCUGGGUCCUGGCCGACUACACCUCACAGACAUUGAACUUGACGAAUCCCAAGACUUUCCGCGAUCUCUCAAGGCCCAUGGGGGCUCAGACCAAGGAAAGGAAGCUGAAAUUUAUCCAGAGGUUUAAAGAAGUUGAGAAAACUGAAGGAGACAUGACCGCCCAGUGUCACUACUACACUCACUACUCCUCGGCCAUCAUUGUCGCCUCCUACCUGGUCCGGAUGCCACCCUAUACCCAGGCCUUCUGCUCUCUGCAGGGUGGAAGCUUUGAUGUGGCAGACAGAAUGUUCCACAGCGUACAGAACGCGUGGGAGUCGGCCUCCAGAGAGAACAUGAGUGACGUCAGGGAGCUGACUCCAGAGUUCUUCUACCUCCCCGAGUUCCUAGUCAACUGCAAUGCUGUGGAGUUCGGCUGCAUGCAGGAUGGGACAGCCCUGGGGGACGUGCAACUCCCUCCCUGGGCUGAUGGGGACCCUCGGAAAUUCAUCAGCCUGCACAGACAGGCUCUGGAAAGUGACUUUGUCAGUGCCAACCUCCACCACUGGAUAGACCUCAUUUUUGGGUACAAGCAGCAGGGGUCAGCCGCAGUAGAAGCUGUUAAUACCUUCCACCCCUACUUCUAUGGUGACAGAAUGGACCUCAGCAGCAUCAGUGACCCUUUGAUCAGGAGCACCAUCCUGGGGUUUGUCAGCAACUUUGGACAGGUACCCAAACAGCUCUUUACGAAACCCCACCCAGCCAGGACCACUGCAGGGAAGGCUUCACCCGGAAAGGAUGCCGUCAUAUCUGCGAGCCUCCCCAGCCACCCACAGCCCUUUUUCUACAAUCUGCAGUCACUGCGGCCCUCCCAGGUCACAGUCAAAGAUAUGUACCUUUUCUCUCUAGGCUCAGAAUCCCCCAAAGGAGCCAUUGGCCACAUCGUCCCUACCGAGAAGACCAUCCUGGCUGUGGAAAAGAACAAGAUGCUGCUGCCUCCGCUCUGGAACAGGACCUUCAGCUGGGGCUUUGAUGACUUCAGCUGCUGCCUGGGGAACUAUGGCUCUGACAAGAUCCUGACAACAUUCGAGAACCUGGCUGCCUGGGGCCGCUGCCUGUGUACCGUGUGCCCAGCCCCCACAACGAUCAUCACCUCUGGGGCCAGUGCGGUGGUCUGUGUAUGGGAGCUCAGCAUAGCCAGAGGCCGCCCGAAAGGCCUGCACCUCAAGCAGGCCUUAUAUGGACACACACAGGCUGUCACAUGCCUGGCAGCAUCAGUCACCUUCAGCCUCCUGGUGAGUGGCUCCCAAGACUGUACUUGCAUCCUGUGGGACCUAGACCAUCUCACCCACGUGGCCCGCCUGCCUGCCCACCGGGAGGGUAUCUCUGCUCUUGCCAUCAGUGACGUCUCGGGCACCAUUGUCUCCUGUGCGGGAGCCCACUUGUCUCUGUGGAAUGUCAACGGACAGCCACUGGCCAGCAUCACCACGGCCUGGGGCCCUGAAGGAGUCAUAACCUGCUGCUACAUGAUGGAAGGGCCAGCAUGGGACACAAACCAUGUCAUCAUCACUGGGAGUCAAGACGGCAUGGUUCGGAUUUGGAAGACUGAGGACAUGAAGACAUCUGUUCCCGGGCUGGUAGCACCAGAGGAUCCCUCAGCUCAACCUCUGAGCCCAAGAGGUCACAGGUGGGAGAAGAAUCUUGCCCUCUGUCGAGAGCUGGAUGUCAGCCUUGCUUUGACAGGGAAGCCCAGCAAGACCAGCCCUGCGGUGACAGCCCUAGCCGUGUCCAGAAACCAGACCAAACUUCUGGUCGGCGAUGAGAAGGGGAGAAUAUUCUGCUGGUCUGCAGAAGGGUAGGAAGAAAGACAGUGGAGGUCAGGUGGAGUGAGCGGCAGGUGCCCUGAGUGGCAGCAGCAGCACCAGCAAAAGGAGGCUGUCGCAGUGCCUGGGGCACAGAAGACUCUCCCCUGAGGAAGGGGCUGCUGGCCAUCAGAGCUGCACACCCCGAGCCACUCCAUGGCCCAUGCGACUUUGGCCUUGGGUUGCCCAAGGACACACUCCAUAAAAAGGAGAAGAGCACCUGGGAGCCUGGGAGCAGCGAUCUGGAAACUGUGACUCACUCACAAGCUGCCCACGAACUCACAAGACUCACCUUUUCAAAGGGCUUAUUACACUGAAAAAAAUUGGGUCACUUGCUGGAAACUAAUGGGAAAUAUUGGAUUGUCUUUAUUUUAUUAAAAUGACCGUUUUCAAAAUGCAAGAGGGCUCGUGAGUGUAAGAUCACCACCCUUUUCCACUCAGGUGUUUGCAUCCCAUACCUAGAAAGGCAGGAAGGCCUCAGAGAAGCACAGCCCGCCCUCAGAGUGUUUCUCAGGCCCUCCUGCCUCCUUCCCUGGAAUCUGGCUUUCCUGCAGGCUUGCCCGCCAGACAAGGGUUCAUGGGGAGCGAGGGGCUAUGCUCAGGAGGCCCGGCUAACAUGGCUGACAGGACGUGAACGUGAGUCCUCUGGCAGGCAUAGGGAAGUCAGCCUGGGGGUGAGGGAGAGGCACGCUGCCGAGGUGUGCCUACCCUAUCUCUGUGCCCCAGAGAAGACUUGGGCUUGGCAGGCUUUUCCCAGGGCCUGACCUUUCAUGAGGGGCAAGGACCCCCAUCCACAUGUUGAUUUGGAGCUGGAGCUCCUCCUGGGAAAAUUCGGGCUGCUACGUGACUUGUGCUCUCCAUCUGAGAAGAUGGCAGGUAGGGAGUCAGCUGAGCCCCUCUGAGGAAUUCCAGUGCCUUCCAAGGCACCAGUCAUUCUCAGUCCUGUUGUUGGGCACUGAAGGCAUCAUCCGAUUCCAAUGCCUUCUCUCCACCCCCAGACUUUCAGAGCUCCUUGAAAGGCAAUUCACCUGCCUCUUCAGUGAAAUCAAGUCCGGGCGGGUGCACGGGGAUUUGGGGCGGCAAAUCUCCUUAGCAACUCCCCUCCCUGAGAUUUUUCCCUCCAGGGAACACAAUCCUUUCCAUAUUUCUGCAAGCCCUGCAGAGGCCCUGAUGAGUGUCCCCAUUCAGCGUAGCUCAGGCCUGGGAAUGGCAAGAAAAUGGACUUGAUGUCUUAUGGCCUGGGUCGCCUGGCCUCCAGGGGCAGUGAAUCAAUUUAAAGAUAAAUCUUCAGAACGGACAGGUGGUACGCAGCUAUGUCAAAGAUAGUGAAUGAGGGAUGGUUAGGAAACAGUGAGCUAUCUGUAAACUUUGAGGUCUUUGCAAAGGGCAAGACAGAGGACGAGGUGCUUCUCAGGUCCACUGCCCCCCUCCCUGGGUGAGAAGGGCCUGUGUCUGACCCCAGGGCCAAGGAUCUCGCCUGUCUGCAUGUGCUCUUAGCAGACGCCCCAUUUGCAAUCCCCUCGUCAGUCUGGGGCUGCACGGAAGGGCCAUAAAUUGAAGAGUGGAGAGCGCCACUCCCCAGGAAGGCCAAGAAGCAAGUCAUAAAUAUCAAGGCUGGGCGUGCUGUCAUGUUUCAAACACCAUCCAUAGCAUUUACCUGAGGCUGAAAGGUCUGCUGGCCCAAAGGCUGUCUUGGGCACAUUCACUUGACAAAUAUUUCCUGGACGCUGCCUUUUGCUUGCCCACAUCACUAGGAAAAGGGAGGGGUGGGGGUCAGGUCUUGUUGGAGUCUUGGUGAUAAGAUAUCUGUGCAAACAAAUGUGACUAGGGGUGGAAGGGCUAAAAGAGAGACAUCCCAUGCCUUAGGGAGGACCUAGGCGAUAUUGUGGCUGCAGUAGUCUGCUCAGGCUUCCAGAACAAAGUACCAUAGGCUGGGGAGCUUAAACACAAAGAUUUUUCGGUUCUGGAGCCUGGAAGUUCAAGAUCAAGGUCAGCAAGGUUGGUUUCUCCCGAGGCCUCUCUCCGUGGCUUGUAGAUGGCUCUGUCUCUCCCUGUGUCCUCACAUGGAUCUGUGUGUGUGUGUGUGUGUGUGCGCGCGCACAUGUGUGUGCGCGUGUGUGCGUGCGCGCUAAUCUCUUCUCAUAAAGAUACCAGCCAUGUUGGAUUAGGGUCCAUCCUAAUGACCUCAUUUUACUUUACUUAUCUCUCUAAAGAUGUUAUCUCCCCAAAUUGUCACAUUCGGAGGUACUGGGGAACAGGACUUCAGCACAGGGAUUUUGGUGAGACACAGGUCAGCCCAUAACACCGGCUGAAGUAGAUGGCCCUGGAGCAAAACUUGGAAGGGCAGAUAGGACUUAGCCUUGUCCAGCUGGAGAGCGGGAUGUUGUAGGAAGAGGAGGCAGCCUUGGCGAAGGCACAGGGCAUGCCAGGCUGGAGCUAGAAAGAAGGAGCAGGAAAAGAUAGAGGUCUCAAGACAGGUAGUGAGGGGCUUCCUUAGCCUCUGGGGACAGAGACCUCCGUGUUGGGCUCACUUUCACUGGCUCAGCUGGAGACAGUAGCUGUGCCCAGCUCUUGCAAAGUUAAGCUCCUCCCCAUGACAAUUGUUUAAUAACUGUGAGACCAGCCCCCACCCCCAGCCCCAUCACUGCGAUAACCCGGGUCUCCCACACUCCCAUCCUGGGAAGGUCUCAGCUCCGUUCACCAUUCCAAAUAAAUGCUGCUUUCCCACCCAUUAAUCACAGUAAUUCUUGCCCUGACCUUUUUCGGCUCUCCCUCUCUGCUGAGAGGCCAGGGAAGAGAACCCAGUGCCAUGGACAUGCCUCCAAUUGCAGAGAGGAAAGCAGGUUUCCCAGUUCAGUCUUCAAAAGUGCAAGAUCAGGGUGUGCAUUUGAAUCAACCCUCCGGGAGAUAGCUUUACCCACUGUGGGCGCCAGCAAGGCUCGAGCCGUGCCCACGUCUCUAUCUGGACGGGCCUGGGCUCACCUGGGACAGCCUUACAUUAAAGAGUAUUCAUUGUUUAUCAGAAGUUUAAAUUUAACUGGAUGUCUCAUAUGUGUAUUUGUUAAGUCCCAGUGCCCUGCUCCCUGGACGUUCUAGAGACAGGGAAGGAUGGUAGCCUGCCCAAGGACCUGAUGCCCCAUAAGUACUCAGUGCAUGAUGCGUGAAUUGCUUCUGUGAAUUGCUGGGAACUGAUGGCGAGACUGCAAGGGGUUCUUUGUGCCACUGACCAAGUUUCCAGGACCCUGUGGGUCUCUGGCCCUCGUUCUUCAUGGGCACAGUCUCCUGCCUGACACCGACCCUUUGUUUUUCCUUUAUGCUCUGCGCUCCAAGGAGAGAAGCCCAGUCCCCAGAAGCCACUCAGGACAGCAACUGCUUCCCCCAGGCUCAGCCAGCAGCUAGGAGCCGAGUCCUGAGAACCCAGUCACGGGGCCUGCAGAGAACUCAGAGAUUGGAUUUGACCACAUUAGCAUGCAGCCGAGCAGGGCACAUUUGGGGAAGAAUAGACUCUUCAUAUGAAAAUCCUGAUGAAAUUUGUUUAGCAUAAGAUCAAAUCUCUCUAAGCCAAAAUCAGUUUUGCUUUAGUAAGUUCUGGGUACAUAUCGCAUGUGCAGAUCCAGGGUAUGUGUGUGCGUGUGUGUGUAUGUGUAAUUGCUUACACGAGUGUGUCGUUUCCAUUUCACUCUUAAGGGCUGCUGCCCAUAGCACCUUCAUAGUCUUCUUAGUAAACAGGAGGAUUUUCCAAAUUGUCUCUUUCCCCCAAAUCCCCAAAGGCGAGAAACUGUGUUGCCCCAGGCUGAGAUCUCUGUCUGUCUCCCGACUGGUUGAUACAGACACCCCUUGUCUAAGACCCACUAUUGCCAGUUGUCAAAAAUGAUUUUCUUAAAUGCACCACCCUGCAAGAACUCCAGGUCACCUGUGCCCCAGUCCUGUGCAGGACACGCUGGGCAGUCCUCCGUCUUCACUCAGGAAGUAGGCACUGACGAGUUCUCACUGACAUCAGAGUGAUGGCUGACGUUAACUAUCCACCCAGGCAAUUGUUCAUUCGUUCAUUCAUUCAUUCAUUCACUAGCAUUGCCCAAGGGACCACUGAGUGUCUGUUCCAAGCCAGGCUGGGACCUGAUGGAGAGAGGCUGAGUCUGGACACGGAUGCCUGAAACCGAACCCCUAAGAGCCCGGAGACGUCAGUGGUCACACAGCCCCUCUAAUUCUGCUAUUUUACAGGUAGGGAAACCGAGGCCCAAGAAAAGGAAGGGACUUAACUAAGGUCGUGUAGCAGGUCAGUGGCAGAACCUGGUCAGGGCUCCAGACGCGAGUACCCCCUCUGAUGUACCACACGGCCUUGUGUUCCUUCAAGGGCUGGGGGCGCAUGGGCAAACAGAAGCCUAAAUAGCCUGCCUCCAGGCCCUGGAACCUUGGCGCCCUACCUUCUCUCCAGUGCCUGGGUUUCCAAGAAUAGCUGCCCUACCCCACCUCGUGACAAAACACAGGAUGAAGAGUGUGAGUAAAUGCUUUGCGAAGAAUAAAAAAAAAAAAUGGUUUGGACAUUUUGUAUCAGAAGAGACCAGCUUGGAUACCCCCUGCAGUGAGGAACUCACUGCCCCAAACAGCAGCUCUCUGGGACCUCGAAGUUCAUCCUUCCCACUUGGAGCACAAGUCACCGGAGGCCCCUGCACUGGGUAGCCCGCCCCUGGGAGCAGAGGCUGUGAGAUGGCACUUUCUGACCCCACGCCACUUCUCGGGCUCGGUGUCCCUCCUCCCCAGUUGUCCUUCUUUCCUGUUGUUCUGUAAGAUCGGACUGACAAUUACAGAUUAAAUGAGGUACUGAUUAAGACUAAGAUUAAAUGAGGUAAUGUGUGUAAAGCUCUUACCACAGAGCGGGAGCUUAGGAAAUGCUUAUUAUUGUGGUUAGGAUUGUUAAUGUGGUUUCUCACACCGGGCCUGAUAGGAGGCAAAUGGCUUUCCUUUUCUUCUCUCUCCUCUCUGGGGCAUUAUCCCCUCAUUCCUAAGCUUCCAGAAUGUUUCUCAUUCCUGUUUGUGAUUUCUCUACACCACCUGUAUCAACUACAAUCACUUUCAUGCUGUCUUUAACUGCACUCGUUUUGUGAACUUGAACCUUAUUUAAGCAUUAAUGUCUGUGAAAUCACAGGUGUGAUGUACAGUCUCUAUUUUUUUCUAAUUACAUAACAAAUAAAUGCAAAAAAGAACUCUUGUCCAUGUACCUCCUACAACCACCUCCCGGUCCUGGGUCUCUUAGAUACAACGUCGAAAGUAUAAUCCAUCAAAGAAAAAGUAGGUAGACCAGACUUUGUCCAAUUCAAGAUCUUCUGUUCUUUGAAGGAUACUGUUAAACAAAAGACAAGCCACAGAUUGAGAGAAAAUACUGGCAAGCCACACAUCUGACCCAGGACUUGUAUCCAGAGUACAUUUUAAAACUCCCAGAAUUCGGGGCGCCUGGGUGGCUCAGUUGGUUGGGCGUCCGACUUCGGCUCAGGUCAUGAUCUCACGGUCUGUGGGUUCGAGCCCCGAGUCGGGCUCUGUGCCGACGGCUCAGAGCCUGGAGCCUGUUUCAGAUUCUGUGUCUCCCUCUCCCUGACCCUCCCCCGUUCAUGCUCUGUCUCUCUCUGUCUCAAAAAUAAAUAACCGUUAAAAAAAAUAAAAAAUAAAAUAAAAAUAAAACUCCCAGAAUUCAAUAAAAAGGAAAUAAACAACCCAGUAAAAAAAAAAAAUGGAAAAGAUUUGAACAGACACUUCAAAGAAGACACCUGGCAAGCAAGUAUGCCCAUGAAAAGAUGUCAGUGUCAUUAUCAUUAGGCAUAUGCAAAUUACAGCCAGAUGCCAGACCACAACAUUGUAAACAUGGCUAACGCUAAAAAGACUGACCAAACCAAGUAUUAGGAAGGA
Panthera uncia (snow leopard) is the source of this 16081-nucleotide messenger RNA. RefSeq names its product WDFY family member 4 (gene WDFY4). Gene Ontology annotation, molecular function: protein binding. Bases 617 to 10177 code for a protein of 3186 amino acids. The record is from RefSeq and is a predicted model, not a curated record. The transcript is spliced from 62 exons. NCBI's taxonomy places the organism in Eukaryota, Metazoa, Chordata, Mammalia, Carnivora, Felidae.